AUGGGUGGGGUAAAGGGUGGUGUGACUCAAUCAUGGUGUGUUGGGUUAGGAUUAAUGCUUUGUUUUUGUUUCCUAAUUAAUCAACUUGAUGUGGUUGAGUCAACCACUUACAAUGUUGGGGAUAAUCUUGGUUGGGGUUUUAAUGUGAGUGCUUGGCCCAGUGGUAAAUCAUUCAAAGCAGGAGAUGAGCUUGUUUUCAGAUACCUGCCGGGUUUCCACGACGUUGUGGUCGUCGACGCAGACGGCUACAACAAGUGCCAGACGACGCCGGGCUCGAAGGUCUAUUUCUCGGGCAACGACACGAUAACAUUACUGGAGGGCGAUAACUACUUCAUUUGCAGCUUCCCUGACCAUUGCACGAUCAUGAACAUGAAGAUAGCAGUUCAUGCAGCUUAA
Ananas comosus (pineapple) is the source of this 396-nucleotide messenger RNA. Its product is annotated as basic blue protein-like. The record is from RefSeq and is a predicted model, not a curated record. The transcript has 2 exons. The coding region runs from base 1 to 396 and encodes 131 amino acids. Gene Ontology annotation, cellular component: plasma membrane. NCBI's taxonomy places the organism in Eukaryota, Viridiplantae, Streptophyta, Magnoliopsida, Poales, Bromeliaceae. Gene Ontology annotation, molecular function: electron transfer activity.